Molecule: messenger RNA, 1755 nt
Organism: Ostrinia nubilalis (European corn borer)
Lineage: Eukaryota; Metazoa; Arthropoda; Insecta; Lepidoptera; Crambidae
Exons: 12
Coding region: 203-1753 (516 amino acids)
Source: RefSeq, a predicted model, not a curated record
AUUAUUAACUUUGUAACCAUUUUGUACUAAUUGCCUACAUUCAUUCUAGAAAACUGGACCCUCUGCAGUCUUGACUUUGGUGUAACGGUGAUGACUAAGUACCACUAAUAUGAAAUGUGGUAGCUAACACCUGCUGAGAUCCUGCCUACUGUGUACACCACUGCUGCUAACGUCUUUCGGAAAGCAACAUCGACAACCGGCCAUGGACUCAGCUUUAAGAAAACAGCUGAAAGAUAUAGCGUGGUGUAAAGAAGUAUGGAAAGAGCCAGUCUGUACCGGCGCCGCGCGCGACUUAGUGCGACAGUGCGCGUCGCUUCCCACGUCCGAACCUGAACCUGAAGCUGAUCUGCUGCAAGUCAUUGAUAGCAGCCGCCGCUUCCCCAUACCCUUCCCUAUUGACACCGUCAGGCUAGAGAAGCUAAAACUGAAACAUCCUGCGGAGCGACUUAUCCGCAACAUAUCGUCCACAUACCCCAUUAUACACGAACGGGUGGUGUUGCUAAUAGCUAAUUUUCUGGUUUAUAAAAGAAAAUAUGGAAGCAAAAUCGAGAAAGAAUUGUACAAAAACAUGACAAUCGCAGAGUUUAUUGAUAGGAUACUGAAGAAACGAGCCAUCACGUUCAUCAAGGCCCAAGACCAGUACAAGCUGCUGAGCGGACACAAAGGGGUCGACGGAUGGGAAUCAGUGGGGACUGACGAGGAGAAGCCUCCGUUACUCUUGAGAGACUGCCUGAGCUACGACGAGAUGAAGAUCGCAGCGCUGGUGUCUGUGAGCGGACGCACAGUGUGUAUUAAUGACGGCACCCGCAAGAAUGCUGGGGUCGUCCGCGAAGAUAACGUUGAGAGCGAGGCCAUUAUUAUUGGAGUCAUUGGUCCCCGAUUUAAGCGAACGAACCGUAUGGAGUACGAGGACAUGCUUGUAACUGAAGACCAAAACGUUCCCGAAAAUGGCUACGGGACUGACGCUCCCGAUGUUGCCAAAAGAGCUUGGAGGCAGCUAUGGGAAGACUUUUAUCAGAUCCCAAGCACAACCCACAGCGCAUUAACCGCUCGCGUGAAGCUAGUGCCGUGUUCUGGCAAGCGAGUGUUCGGCGAGCGCUGGGCGCGCGUCAAGACGUUCGCGUUCGACAACCUCGCCUACUGUCGCCGUACUCGCCUGCUCGCAGACCUCGUGUUGGCGGAAGCGAAUGCUCGGGCUAAGGAAGAAGGGAAAAGCGCUUUCCUCAAUGUCAUUGGAGCAGGUCUUGGCCUGUGGAAGGUGUCGGGACACCAAUUAGACGUGUACAUCCUGACGUUCCUGGAGAGAAUCGUGGCGCUCCUGGAUGAAGGGCAGCUGGAUAACGUGGCCGACGUCAACUUUGCCUACAUCAAGCCAGGAAAAGAAGUUGUGGCAUUCUUUAAAAGUUGUAAAGAGAAUCCAGAUUGCAAGAAAUUAUUCAUAAAGAACGAAUCACACCCUAGAGGCGGGCUAAACGUGCAGCUGGAGAAUCGUGAGCCAUCUACACGGCUGAGCGGCGCGCACGAAGGCAAGCUACUUGUGCUUACUUAUGCCUGGGACUCCAAUGCACACCCCGGGAACGAGUUCUGGAUAGGCAAGCUGUCUUCAUCGGGCGACUCGGCAGCGGCGUGCGCCACACAGAUCACGGAGUUACACAACGCGCACAUAAAUCUAACAGUGUGCGGCGCGCGCGCCCGGGUCGUCGCGGUUAACGUGCGGACGCUGCAGCAGUAUGCCGCUACGCUGCAGACUUAGAU